Messenger RNA from Drosophila persimilis, 429 nucleotides. RefSeq names its product protein NATD1. The record is from RefSeq and is a predicted model, not a curated record. Bases 57 to 377 code for a protein of 106 amino acids. The transcript is spliced from 2 exons. Lineage: Eukaryota; Metazoa; Arthropoda; Insecta; Diptera; Drosophilidae.
CACUGCCUACAAAAUUAUGUUACAACUACUUAAAUUCUGUUAAUCAAAAUUUAAUUAUGCUUAAAACUUGUCAUAUGUACCGAACUGAGAGAUUUAUGGGUAUGAAAAUAAGCAUUCAACAAGAUCAAGAACGUUUUUUUAUUCAUCUUCACGGAAUGAAGGCUGAGUUGGGCUAUUUUAUUCGAGAUGGAGUUAUGCACAUUGAUCACACCAAAGUUCCUAAGGAACUUGGCGGUCAUGGUAUUGGCAAGCUGCUGGCUAAGGCUGCUUUGGAAUACGCACUGCGAAAUGGACUGUUCAUUAUUAUUCACUGUGAUUUCGUUAAAAACUACGUUGAAAAAUACGAGCCACACUAUUCAAAGUACAUUCUUAAAUAAUAUGUGACGUAGCUAUUUAAGUUAAUAAAUAAAUCAGGUAAAAGUGAUAAAA